AUGAACCACCUUGAAGAUUUCGAGAACACGCUGAAAGAUGUCGUUAAUGCAAAACGACUGUCAGCUUCCAAGAUGACCAAAUUGACUGAGAUUGCACUGAAGUCCGUGGAGCACGACACUAAGCUUGUUGCGAUACUUUAUCGCACUCACAAGUCACUGUCUAGUACUGCCAAGGUGUCAAGUCUUUAUGCGUUUGAUGCUUUAGCACGUGCUGCCCGAAGUUAUGCCACAAAGCGCGGUAUCACCGGUGACAUGAAUUCCAGGACUGGAAACGCUGCCACCUUCCUACUCAAAGUUGAAGGUGUUUUAGAUGGUCUGUUCCAGGACAUGAUUGCGCUUGAUAAUGCGGAAGCGAAGGAAAAGACGAAGAAAGUUCUGGAUAUAUGGACCAAAUCAAAUACUUUUCCUUCGCCGGUUUUGACACGGCUGAGGGAGAUGAUGGACUCUCGAAAAGGUGCAUAUCACGAAUCAAACAUGUGUCCGCUAAGUAUUUCUUCUGCUUGUGUAAUAGCUAUUUUUGCUGGCGGUCCAACGCCUCCUCUUCCAGAAUCGGUGCAAUCCACACUUCUGGCCCUGCUUGGACAAGCUGCACAAGCCGCUGGGCAGCCACGCAUCCAAACACCACCAAACAUUGUGCCUGCCCCACCCCCACCCCUCACUGGGCACCUAGCGUUGUUGCAACAACUGGCUUUGACAGCAAACGUCCCAAAUGGUGGUACUCCAUCGCAGUCUGCAGUCCAACUCCCGUCUGCGUCACAGCGUCCUCCUCCAUCUCAUUUAAACAUUCACCCACAACCUUAUUCUUCCUCACAGUCACACGCCCAGCAUGAUCCUGGUAGAGAUUCUUGGCAGGGUCGUUCCAGCCAAUUUGAUCAUGGGAGAGAGCGUGAUGGAUUCCACGAUUCCAACACACGCGGGGGAUUCCAGCGUGGUUUUCGUGGUCGUGGUCGGGGUAGGGGUAGAUGGGAUGACCGUGACCACGAUCGUUUCAAAGAUAGGGAUUGGAAUUCUUCUUCACGGCCAAGAACUAGCCGUUCCCGAAGCCCGCGCAGAUUCAAUGGGCAGCGGCCACGACCGUAUAGUCCGCCUCAGAGACCUGCAGCAAUCAGAGAUGUAGCCCAAAAUCAAAUUUCAGCGAAACUCCCUGAGGCGGGAAAAGACGAGUUUGGACGAGAUAUUAGACCGUCUUCUGCCACUCCUCCUAGAGCUGCAUCAGUCGAUGUUCAACUCCAGCCUCCGAUGGUUCCAUCUGUAGUCCCUGCCCGUACGGCGGCACCCGAAAAUCGUGUACCUGUAUCAGACCAGUUGCCCUCGGUAGCUGCCAGUACAUCUACACAGAAAGUCGAACCUCGUAAACCGAGUUCGGCGCCUGCGCUGCAGCAACUAGGACUUGAUCAUUUUGAUAUCACAACGUUUGAUUUCACUGCACCCUCAUCGUGGGAAGCAUUGGGAAAGAUGUGGCACAGUACUUACGGCGAUACACCGUCUCAAGAAGAACUCAUGCAGUUUGUAAUGACGGGCGGUGUAGUCGCAUUCACUGGUCAGACAAAUGCUGUGCAAGCUAGUCAGUGGCAGGAUCCGAAUUGGGGUGCCCAAACCGCAGGUUCUGGAGGUGGAUGGCAAGGAGGUAGGGGGCGAGGCAGAGGAUUGAUGGCUGGACGUGGCGAUACCCUCGGGCACGGCAAAUACCGAGACGGUGGACACUGGGAUGAAGAUGCUCAACACUCGGACGCCAUAGUCCUAGGCGAAACAGGUGGCCAGGAUAGUAGUCACGGUGAAGAGCAGACUCAACAAUGCACUCUAUUUUCUGCUGCCUUGCCAAGUGCAGAGAUGUGGAUCGGCGUAGCUGACACUACUACAGACAUGGUCAUCGAAUGCGCAGUAUGUCAGUGA
This is a messenger RNA of Suillus plorans, 1893 nucleotides long. RefSeq lists its product as uncharacterized. The transcript is spliced from 7 exons. NCBI's taxonomy places the organism in Eukaryota, Fungi, Basidiomycota, Agaricomycetes, Boletales, Suillaceae. The record is from RefSeq and is a predicted model, not a curated record. The coding region runs from base 1 to 1893 and encodes 630 amino acids.